Messenger RNA from Scheffersomyces coipomensis, 2438 nucleotides. RefSeq names its product glycerol-3-phosphate dehydrogenase (gene GUT2). NCBI's taxonomy places the organism in Eukaryota, Fungi, Ascomycota, Pichiomycetes, Serinales, Debaryomycetaceae. The record is from RefSeq and is a predicted model, not a curated record. The transcript has a single exon. Gene Ontology annotation, biological process: glycerol-3-phosphate metabolic process. Bases 313 to 2280 code for a protein of 655 amino acids. Gene Ontology annotation, cellular component: mitochondrion; glycerol-3-phosphate dehydrogenase (FAD) complex. Gene Ontology annotation, molecular function: glycerol-3-phosphate dehydrogenase (quinone) activity.
CAUCCAUCAUCAUAAUCAGGUUAGUUCAUACUCACUUAAGUAUACCUUUCCUUCCUCCCUCCCUCCCUCCAUCCAUCCCAAUCAUUUGAGUUAUUUAUUAUCCAUCACGUAACUCACAUCUCACCCCAAUAUCAACCCUAAUAACUACUCAACCUAUCCCAUCCUUUAUUUAUUUUUUAUAAACUUAUCAUAGAUUUCAUCAUAGAUUUUAUACUUACAACUCAAUUUAUUCCUAUUCAGUACUACUAUUGCUAUUACUAUUACUAUUGUUACCUUCGUUUGUAUAUAUAUUCAUAACUCACUACUACUAAUAUGUCAACUAUUUCAAAAUUAUUAAAUUCAACCCUAGGUAAAGUAACCUUAGCUUCAGGUACUUUGGUUGGUGGUACCAUCAUCUAUUUGGAUUUCAUUAAAGCUCCAAAUCCUUCUCGUAUUGGUGAUUCUUAUAAACCUUUAACUAAACCCAUCAUUUCUCAUCCUACAAGAUCUCAAUUAAUCGAUAAUUUAAAAAAUACCAAGAAUUUCGAUGUUUUAAUCAUUGGUGGUGGGGCUGUUGGUACUGGUACAGCUGUUGAUGCUGCUACAAGAGGUUUAAAUGUUUGUUUGGUUGAAAAAUCAGAUUUUGCUUCUGGUACAUCAUCAAAAUCAACUAAAAUGGCUCAUGGUGGAGUAAGAUAUUUAGAAAAAGCUAUUUUCCAAUUAUCAAAAGCUCAAUUGGAUUUAGUUAUUGAAGCUUUAAAUGAAAGAGGUAAUAUGUUAAGAACUGCUCCUCAUUUAUGUUCAGUAUUACCUAUUAUGAUUCCAGUUUAUAAAUGGUGGCAAGUUCCUUAUUUCUUUGUCGGUUGUAAAAUGUAUGAUUGGUUUGCUGGUUAUCAAAAUUUAAGAUCUUCCACUAUUUUUUCACGUGAAUAUACUAAUUCAAUUGCUCCAAUGAUUGAUGAUUCAAAUUUAAAAGCUACUUGUGUUUAUCAUGAUGGUUCAUUUAAUGAUUCAAGAUAUAAUGCUACUUUAGCCAUUACUGCUAUUGAAAAUGGUGCAACCGUAUUAAAUUAUUUCAAUGUUGAACAAUUAUUAAAAGAUCCUCAAGGAAAAUUAACGGGGGUUAAAGCUAAAAAUCUUGAAACUAAUGAAUUAUUCACUAUAAAUGCUACUUCUGUAAUUAAUGCUACUGGACCAUUUGCUGAUAAAAUCUUAGAAAUGGAUGAAGAUCCUCAAGGUUUCUUACCAAAAGUUGAAUCUCCACCAAGAAUGGUUGUUCCAUCAAGUGGGGUUCAUAUUGUGUUACCUGAAUUUUAUUGUCCUAAAGAUAUUGGUUUAUUAGAUCCUGCUACUUCCGAUGGUAGAGUUAUGUUCUUUUUACCAUGGCAAGGGAAAGUCUUGGCUGGUACUACUGAUCAUGCUUUAAAAUCUGUUCCUGAAAGUCCAAUUGCUACUGAAGAAGAUAUUGAAGAUAUCUUAAAAGAAUUACAAAAGUAUCUUACAUUUAAAGUAUCUAAAGAUGAUGUUUUAAGUGCUUGGUGUGGUAUUAGACCUUUAGUUAGAGAUCCAACUAAUAUUCCAAAGGGAGCAGAUUUAACGGGUGCAACUGAAGGUAUUGUUCGUUCUCAUUUAAUUACCAAAACAAAUUCUGAUUUAAUUACAAUUAGUGGAGGUAAAUGGACUACUUAUAGAGAAAUGGCUCAAGAAACUGUUGAUACUAUCAUUAAGAAUUUUAAUUUCUCCAAGGAUAUUAAACCUUGUCAAACUAAUGAAAUCUUAUUGGCUGGUGGUGAAGAUUAUUCCAGUAAUUAUACAGAAAGAUUAAUUCAUGAAUAUAAAAUCCCCUUAAAAUUAGCUCAUCAUUUAGCUACUAAUUAUGGUUCAAGAUCCCCAUUGGUUUUAGAUUAUUAUUUUGAAAAUGAUUAUAAUAAACUACCAAUCACUAUAUCCCAUAAUAAAUCAAUAAAACCAUCUACCACUGCCAACACUGCUAAUGCUAUUGAUUUCUAUCAAAGUGUUGAUGAACCAUUCACUGUCGCUGAAUUGAAAUAUUCCAUAAAUUAUGAAUAUAUUAGAACUCCCGUUGAUUUCUUAGCUAGAAGAACAAGAUUAGCAUUCUUGAAUGCAAAGGAAGCUUUGAAUUCCAUCGAUGGGGUCAUUGAUAUCAUGAAAACUGAAUUGAAAUGGAAUGAUGCCACUACGAAAAGAAUGAAAUUAGAUGCUGUUGAUUAUAUUAGUAAAAUGACUCCAGUUCAAGCUGCUAAAGCUGAUCUUGCCGCUACUACUGCUUCUGUAGCUUAAAUAUAAUUAUUCCUGUCUUUUUUUAUAUUAUCUCCUCCUGUUUAACGCUUUUUUAUACUUUACUUUACUUUAAUUUACUUCCUUAAUAUAUAUAUAAUGUUUCCACCCUGUUUAAUAACUGUUACUAAUAAUAACUAUUAUGGUUGUAAAAAUAUUGC